Messenger RNA from Anthostomella pinea, 897 nucleotides. The record is from the annotation of a GenBank genome assembly. NCBI's taxonomy places the organism in Eukaryota, Fungi, Ascomycota, Sordariomycetes, Xylariales, Xylariaceae.
AUGCCACGGCCCUCGGCAAAACUUCGCCCUGCCGCACCGACGUCUCCCUCGCCGCCGAAGAAGCAGUCCCGCAAUGCGCUCGGGCCCGUCUCAGGCAACGUCCGUGUCGACAAGACAUACGGGACAUCCAAGCCCAAGUCUGCGUCGCGCAGCUAUGGCAAGACCAGGUCUUCAUCAUAUGCCAUCGCUGGCGACUUGCCAAGGUCGCGGGCUGGUCAGUCACGGAAGGUGUGUUACCACAUAGACUACCUGCGAUCGCCGCAUGUGCUGAUGCCCUUGUCGAAGCAGACCGCAAAGCCCUCGGCAUCGUCCAUGGCGCUGCCCUCGUCCUCGUCCACGUCCGAUGCCAGACCGAAACCUGUGCGAAACCCGCGAGCUGCAUCUACGCAGAGCGAGAAGGAAGUAUCCUCCUCACCUAAGGAAACGGACAGCAGCGAAGACGUCACCACCCAGGAAGGCCCGGCUCCAGGGGGUCGGUCUACGGUUCUCGACUUACCUGCAGCUUCUCGGCCAUCGGUCCGUGUCCGCGGACAGAGCCAGGAGCGAGACGAAGCGACGACUUCAAUACAGCCAAAAAGGAUUGCAAGGCUUCAAGCCCCAGUGCCGCAGCCGCCUCGGACGCACGCGGAGACACUAGGAUCCCGCUCUGAGGACGCAUGGAUGUGGCAGAACAGCAGUUCCUCAAAUCCCCAGGCCACCGAGUCCCAGCCAUCCUCGCAGGAUAAGCGCUCUGUGUUCGUCCGCUCGGGGAACCCCAGCCCCAGCACGCCCUCGGAUAACGACGGGCAGAAUCCCAGAGUGUUGCUGGACGCGAUGCCUUUCGCUACCCAUGGGUAUUUCGAGACUUCCCAGCAGAGCCUCAGGGAAGUUCGGUCGCUUCGACAGGCUCGACGUUGA